AUUCUCGUUGCGUGUGCUGAGGCUGGUUCUUGUCACUCAUUCUCUGAGCAGCGUGCGAGCGCAUCGACAAAGCAGCCUAGCUAGAAGUAACCUACAAAAAAUAUUUAAAAAAAUCCAAAUUGAAGAAUAAAAAAUACAUCAGCACACAUCCUUCCAGGAAAAUACCCUUUAAAGGCAAGAAACAUCACUUAUCUAACGGUUGCAAUGCUUGAAACCAGGGAUCUCAUCUGGGGAUUGCUUCUCAUUGGCACUGCAGCCUCUCUGCAAGUGGACAUCGUUCCAGCUCAGGGGGAGAUCAGCGUGGGAGAAUCCAAAUUCUUUCUGUGCACAGUCACGGGAGAAGCCGACCUAAUCACCUGGUUCUCUCCGAGCGGAGACAAGAUUGAGACGGGCCAACGCAUCUCCGUGGUGCGCAAUGACGACCUGUCGUCCACGCUGACCGUCUACAGCGCGGACAUUGAUGACGCCGGCACCUACAAGUGUGUGGCCACCUUCGACGGCAAUGAGUCUCAGGCCACCGUCAACAUGAAGAUCUUUCAAAAACUGACCUUCAGAAACGCACCGUCCCCGCAGGAGUAUAAUGAGGGAGAUGAUGCUGUAAUAAUCUGCGAUGUUACCAGCUCGCCCCCUCCUAAUGUUAUCUGGAAGCACCGAUCCCGAGAAAUCAUCCAUAAAAAGGACGUUCGUUUCAGCGUCCUCUCCAACAACUACCUGCAGAUCCGCGGGAUCAAGAAGUCCGACGAGGGCACUUACAGGUGCGAGGGCAGGAUCCUGGCUCGCGGAGAGAUCAGCUUCAAGGACAUCCAGAUCAUUGUUAACGUCCCCCCGGCCAUCCGAACCAGACAGACUGAACUGAACGCUACUUCUGAUAUCGGUCAAUCUGUGACUCUGGUCUGCGAUGCAGACGGAUUCCCAGAACCUGCUGUGUCUUGGGCCAGGGUGAAGAAUGUUCUUGAAGAAUCUGACAAAUACAGCUUUACGGAAGACGGCUCCCAGAUGACAAUCCUGAAUGUUAAGAAGGAGGAUCAGGGAGAGUACACCUGCAUAGCAAAGAACAAAGCUGGGGAGACGGAGCAGGAGUUCAGCCUGAACGUCUUUGUGAAACCGAAAAUCACCUACGUAGAAAACAAGACUGCUUUGGAGCUUGAGGAGCAGAUCACACUGACCUGCGAAGCCAUUGGGGACCCCACCCCCUCUAUCGUGUGGAGUUCUGCCAGCAGAAUCUUCACAGAAGGAGAGCAGUAUACCUCAAACAGGAUUUAUCAGGCUUCGUGGACUCGACCCGAGAAAUACGAGAGUCUGGAUGGUAAUGUGGUAGUGCGCAGUGAUGGCAGAGUCUCCUCCCUGACGCUGAAGGAUAUCCAGUACACUGAUGCUGGCCAGUACGUCUGCACUGCCAGGAGCUCCAUUGGACAAGACUCACAGUCUAUGUUCCUUGAAGUGCACUAUGCUCCCAAGCUGCAGGGCUCAGUCACAGUCUACACCUGGGAGGGAAACCCUGCCAACAUCACCUGUGAGGUCUUUGCCCACCCUGGGGCCUCCAUUGUCUGGUUCAGGGACGGACAGCAGCUGCCAAACGCCAACACCACCAACAUCAAGAUUUACCCCACCCCCACCGCCAGCUUCCUCGAGAUCACGCCAGAUUCUCAGAGCGACUUUGGCAACUACAACUGCACAGCUACGAACCGCAUCGGACAGGAAUCCAAGGAGUUUAUACUUAUUCAAGCAGAGGUCCCGUCAAGCCCAUUGAUCAAUGAGGUGAGUCCCUACUCCAGCACAGCCAGAGUUGAAUUUGAGGAGCCUGAUUCCAGUGGUGGAGUGCCUGUCCUCAAGUACAAAGCAGAGUGGAGAAUCGUGGGGACCAGCGAGUGGAUGAGGAAGGAAUUUGACGCCAGAAAUGUGUAUACAGAGAACCUGAUCACCAUCACUGGUCUGAGACCCGAUAGCAGAUACGAGUUGAGAAUGUCUGCAAUCAAUGGCAAGGGGCAGGGAGAAAGCAGCGAAUCCACUGUCUUCAAGACUGAGCCAGUCCGGGAACCCAGUCCUCCUAAACUGGAAGGGAAGCCGUAUGAGUCUGGAAACACUCUGAAAGUGAACUGGAUCAAGCAGGAUGAUGGCGGCUCUCCCAUCAGACAUUACCUAGUCCGGUACAGAGCUAAACAAAUGGACGACUGGAAACCAGAGAUCAGACUGCCAGCCGACAGCGAGUACGCCAUUCUCGGAGGUCUGGAGUGGAACACAGAGUAUGAGAUUUACGUGGUGGCGGAGAACCAGCAAGGAAAAUCAAAACCAAGCACCUUAUUUUUCAGGACCGUUCCAGAACCCACCUCCAUGCCAGACGAAAUGGCAUCCGGUUCCGGCCUGGGCACGGGUGCCAUCGUGGGGAUCCUCAUCAUCGUCUUCAUCAUCCUGUUGGUGGUCGUGGACGUCACCUGCUACUUCCUCAACAAGUGCGGCCUUCUCAUGUGCAUCGCUGUCAACGUCUGUGGCAAGCCUGGCCCGGGAGCCAAGGGCAAGGACAUGGAGGAGGGGAAAGCUGCUUUCUCCAAAGACGAAUCGAAGGAGCCCAUUGUGGAGGUGCGGACCGAGGAUGAACACACACCAAAUCAUGAUGGGGGAAACCUGACCGAACCCAACGAGACCACCCCGCUGACUGAGCCAGAGCACCCUGCCGACACCACAGCUACUGUUGAGGACAUGAUCCCUUCUGUGGCCACUAACUCCGACACCAUCACUGAAACCUUUGCCACUGCCCAGAACAGCCCUUCCAGUGAGACCACCACUCUCACCUCCAGUAUAACUGCCCCUGCCUCCACCCCCGUCCAGCAGGCUAGCACACCCAAAGCCGGAGUCACCUCUCCAACCUCUCCUGCACCUGCUUCCACUGAAGCUGCAUCCAAGGUUGCCCCGCUGGUGGACCUCAGCGAUGCCCCAGCUCCCAACAGCCCAGCAGCUCCUAGUCCAAAUCCCACCAAUGCUCCUAAAGCCCCAACCGCCACCAAGACUCAAGCUCCCACGGCCCCUCCAGAGGCAGUCUCCAUCCCCACUCCCACGGCCGAGCCCCCGAAACCAAAAACUGAAGCCGUCAAGAGCCCCGAAAACGAAGCGGCGCAGCCCAACGCGGUGAAGAGCCCAACCGAGGCAGCCAAGAACCCCACCAGCCCGAAAAACCCAUCUGCCCCCGACAGCAACGCGAAGCCCUCCCAGAACGAAGACUUUCGAGUGGACCUUGACCUCGCAAAGGAUGUUUUCGCUGUCUGGGGAAACGAUCCUCCUCCUGCUGUCAAUCAGGCUGCUGUGCCGGCCCCGGCCGCUGCAGACUCCACUAAGCCAUCCACUCCAGCCAAGGACGAGAAGGUCCUAGUAGAGGAAAAAACUAACCCGGAGGAGGCCGAGAUCAAGAAGCCUGUGGCCGAAGUGAAAACAGUCCCCAAUGAAGCCACCCAAACAAACGGCAACGAGAGCAAAGCAUGAACCAACGUCGGGAGAGAAAACUGUACGAACGAAGACACGUAGAAUUACACACGAGCAUCAUCAUCAUCAUCAUAAUAAUCAAAACAAGGGGUUUUCUUCAGUGUCUUUAUUAUUAUUUCUCAGACAAACAAAAAAGAAACCCGUUCUCCUGUUUGUAGAUUUGUAGAAGGGAAAUCCAGUCGUGUGCACUUGCAAUUGUGUGUGUUUAUUUGUUUUAUAAAAAAAAUAAAAAAAAGUGAAACUCUCUCUUCAACUUCAACUGGCAUGCCGAUUGCAAGUCAGGCUGCAGACAUUUCUUUUUGUUUUGUUUUGUUUAUUUGAGACUGCUUGUUAUGAGAGGCACUGCAUUGCUAGGAUUGCAAGGGAUACUGGAGAUCUGCCCCACUGUCAGUUUAAUUGAGUAAACACAGCUUUAGAAAGAGGAACAUUGUGUGCUUAUACCAUUCCUAUACCUGGGCUUUCAUCCAGAUACUCACUGUUUGUUUGCUCUUAUUAAAAUGAAGGAUUGAAUGAAAAUUUGGCUUUGGAUAUAUAUAUAUAUAUAUAUAUAUAUAUAGUUCCAAUUCGCAGUCUCGUUUUUUGCCAAUUUACAUUUUUCUGUGUUUAUGUGUUUACAGGGCACGAUUGUUUUUCAUUUUUUUAAACAAACAAAAAAGAAAAGUUUAAAUGUAAAAGUAACUGCCUUUUUAUUUUAUUUUUGUAUUAUUUUCUGGGACUUUUUAGAUUAUUAGACCAUAGGUUAGCAUGCUUACAGUUUUUUUUUUCAAUUUUCCCCAUUUAUGAACACCAUGCUUGCUGUUUUACCAUAUAUAUAUGUACACAUACACACACAGGAUGAUUAGAAAGUGCGUUUACCACAUCAAUGAUAUGGAGCGUUGAGAUGGUAAACAUACUUUCUACCCUGUGUGUCUAUGUAUGUGUGUCUUUAUAUAUAUCUAUGAAAUCAUUUCUUUUGACACAACUUAAAAAACCACACCGGUUAGCUCUACAUAAAUACAUAGAGAAACGUUUCAUACACUUCAUUUGUAUUGCUGUUGCUCUCCUUUUAAUUUCUCAAAGGCGCCUCGUCUCACUGAAAAUGGCGGUUGUAUAGACCGGGCUGGUCCACACAAGGAACUUACCAUAGAACCCAAGCAUUGGCUUUUACAGGUGGGCCACAGUUGCUUAACUACAGCAGACUUUGACAGUUAAACAUUAAACAAAAUGGAGUAAAGGUGGGUAUAUCCACUUUAUGUCCAGCAGAGCGGCGCUGUAGCACACUAGUAUUUAUACAGUACAAUCUUCAAGGUAUUGAGUCUGUAAAGCUGUAGCAGUCAACAUACGGCAGCAAAAUAAACCUGAAGUAUCCCGACUUUGCCAUUAGAAAUAUGGUAGACGUUUCAGUGCGACUAAAGAAGCCAUGGGGAAGGUGGAUGAACGCCUUCCUCUUGCAGUGGGAGAGACUAUCCCCCUUUUAAGCCUCUUUUAGAUUUAUUUAUUAAGGGAACAAUAACACAUGUGCAGUAAGUGUAAGGGUCCUGAGAGAGUUUGGGAUCUGUUGUUCUAUCAUCAAUUACACCUUAAAAUGGCAACCAAAUGUUUUUUAAGUCUGUUUUUACAUAUAAAAUGCAAUGCUGCAAGGCGACAUUAUUAAAACCGUGACGUUCUGGUAUAGAUUCUGGGGGUUCAAAGAUAAGAUCAGCGACCAGCCCUUUUUUUUUUUUUUUUUUGUACAGUAUAUUUCUGAGAUUUUCUUUCAUUCUUUUAAAACUGCUUAUGCACUGUGAAUGUGUGAAUAUCCUAGUGUGAAUAAAAUGUGUUCUUUGUCCUAGUAUUUGAAAAACUACAGCAUAGUUUGGUUGUGAAAGGUUUAGCGGAUAGUACAGAAAAUUUUAAAAAAAGAAAAUUUUUCGAUAACAUCACGGGGAAACAAACAACAAAAAAAAAUCGCCUUCAAAAUGUUUUGGUUACGGCAUGCACUUCACUUUCUUUGUGUUUGCCUGGUAAUGCAGAGACUCAACGGUGAAAGACGGCUGCCUGGUGCCCUGGUCCAUUAAUUUUACUGUGGGGCCUUCUCUAUUUCGUGUGCGUGUGUGUGUGCAGUCUAGGUAACAAUAACUGAUGGUGUCGCUAGUUUGUAAGUUCAAACUGAAAAUGCUGGUCUUGUCAUUUUGCUUAAUGUGUUUUUGCAUACGCUAGGCUCUGGGGGUGAAAAUGGAGGUAAACCGUUACAUGUACAUUUUCUGUGAGGGGCUUGGUACUUGUGUAAAAUGUCUCAAUUCAAUUCGGAAGUGAAUUUCAGGUCCCCAGCUUGCGUGUAUAUAUACACUCUGCUGGACCUCAAGCUACUGGAGAUUUUAAACUAGGUUGGACCACUAGCUUUGUGAUACUCCCAUCACAGCCCUUUUCACAGAGGCUGGCACAAUGGGAGAUGACGAGAGCCACCCUGGACAGUAGAAUGUGUCUCCUCCUAUUGCUGUGAAAUAGAUUGGCGGUUUAGUUCAGUCCUGUGCUUGAGAAGUAGACACAGUCUGGAAAAGACUAGAAAAGCUAAAUGGUUGUUGUUUUUCAUUAUUGUUGUUUUUACAAAGCCAGCAUCAAGCCCCAAACUGAAGUAUGUUUCUGUAGUCUGGACAGCAUGUUCUGACGUGAUUUGUUUUGUCCGCACAGACGUUCAUGCACCAUUGUGCCGAAUCUCUCGUGGUUCUAUCAUUCCAUUAGUUUUCUAUUGCCACGGAAGAUGGUUAUCUGUGUUUAACUGCCAUCAAUGUGGGACCAAGUUUAUUGUGAUUUGACACAGGCCUUCGAACCAAUGUAUUGUGCCAUGAAGCGAUUUGUUAGGAACAAGAUCAAAGUGAAAUGCUCCUGAUUUAUAAGCCAAAUGCUAUCCUAAGAAACGGAAUGGCUGUUGUUGUCCUUGUUGUUUUAGAAAAUCCGAAGACACUAGUCCCUUUUUAAGGACCUUGUCGAGUUACCCAGAAACCUCCAUUCUCACCCCUACCCAACAUUCCCUGCUUUUGGGGCCUUCUUUCUUGAAUACAACUUUUUACUGCGUGAAGCAUUGGUGCCACCUUUCUGUCCACUGCCCCUGGUGUAAAUACUGAGUACUAACCAAGACAUUUUGACUUUGCAUUCUGUCAGAAUACUUGUGUUCAAUAAAAGUUACAAAAUAAAAACA
Acipenser ruthenus (sterlet) is the source of this 6631-nucleotide messenger RNA. RefSeq names its product neural cell adhesion molecule 1-like. Gene Ontology annotation, molecular function: protein binding. Gene Ontology annotation, cellular component: membrane. Lineage: Eukaryota; Metazoa; Chordata; Actinopteri; Acipenseriformes; Acipenseridae. The record is from RefSeq and is a predicted model, not a curated record. Gene Ontology annotation, biological process: cell adhesion. The transcript has 21 exons. Bases 205 to 3474 code for a protein of 1089 amino acids.